Molecule: messenger RNA, 2221 nt
Organism: Alosa sapidissima (American shad)
Lineage: Eukaryota; Metazoa; Chordata; Actinopteri; Clupeiformes; Clupeidae
Gene: lrrc17
Product: leucine rich repeat containing 17
Exons: 4
Coding region: 789-2147 (452 amino acids)
Molecular function (GO): protein binding
Source: RefSeq, a predicted model, not a curated record
CACGCUUCACUCUGCUCUUGCACCAAGGGAGUUCCAUGAGAAGUUUUACUGAGAAGACACACACACACACACAAGCUCUGGACGCUGCAGGAAAGUGAGCAACGGUGGAAACUUUAGACGAGGAUUCUCUCUGGUACCACAUCUGCGAGACACACACACACACACACACACGGCAAGGGGAAUCUGGAGUUAAUGCUGCGAGAGGACUGCCUGCAGGAACAGCGCGGGAGGGGAUCCGGAGAUCUGCUAGACACACACACACACACACACACACGCGCGCAGCGCGCGAGGGGAUCUGCUCUGGUUGUGGACGUGUUCAGCCGGGCUGUCGGUGUCGUUGUCGUAGCAACAGGAGCAGGAGGAUCAUACUUGCGGAUUACAACCCCCCCCCUCCACACACACACACACACACACCCUCGCUGGACUCUCCCGGCUUUCUUUGUUCCUGCUGAGACGCUGUGCUAUGAUUCCCGAGAUGAGGGCAAGCCAGGAGCCGUCCCUGUGAAAACGCUGAAGCACAAUAGAGUUCUCCAGGGAUCCUGUGUGCAGCGGUACCAUAGAGUUCUCCAGGGAUCUUGUGUGCAGCGGUACCAUAGAGUUCUCCAGGGAUCCUGUGUGCAGCGGUACCAUAGAGUUCUCCAAGGAUCCUGUGUGCAGCGGUACCAUAGAGUUCUCCAAGGAUCCUGUGUGCAGCGGUACCAUAGAGUUCUCCAGGGAUCCUGUGUGCUGAGGUACCAUAGAGUUGUUCAGGGUUCCGCUGGUUCUCCUGCGGGGGCUGUGGAUGUGAGAUGGGGUUCUUCCGGGUUCUUGUGGUUCUGCUGGUCCUGCUGGUUGUGGGUGGAGCGGAGAGGAGGAGGGGUGGUGGUGGGAGGCGGGGCUUGGUGAGGGGGCGUGGCCGAGCAGGUGCUGUAAAGCGAUUGGCUGAGGAGUGCAAGCAGUACGUGGAGGCGGGUGAGACAUACCUGGACUGCCAGGACCGUGGGCUGACCUCCAUACCGCCGGGCUGGCCCGAGGACACACAGCACCUGCUGCUGGCCCGCAACCGUCUGCAGGUGCUCCGGGACGGAACGUUCGCGCACCUGAAGCAGCUGCGCAGCCUGGACCUGCAGCAGAACUGGAUCUCGCGCGUGGAGGACGGCGCCUUCGCCGGACUGGACCAGCUGCACUCGCUGCUCCUGCAGAACAACCGCCUGCGCUCGCUCAGCGAGGAGCCGCUGACCGCCCUGCCACGCCUGCGAUACCUGCGUCUCUAUAGCAACCCCUGGGCCUGCGACUGCCAGCUGGACAGUCUGGUGCGCACGCUGCAGGUGCCGUCCAACCGCCAGCUGGGGAACUUCGCCAAGUGCGAGGAGCCGGAACAACUGCGUGGACACAAGCUGAAGAAGCUGAAGGCCGACCUCCUGUGUGAGGCCCCGCCCCCUGCUGACCCCAACGCCCCGCCCACUCCACCAGGCCACGCCCCCCACCCGCCGGCCAUCAGGAAACCGCAGGACGCCACCAGCCUCUGCCACACCUACCUCGUCCCCCGACCCCUGCUGGACUGCACCAGCCGAGAUCUGAAGUACGUCCCUGCGGACAUCCCGCCGGACAUCGUGAAUAUGGACAUGUCCACUAACAGCAUCCAGAGGCUGAGGCCACGUGACUUUGCCACAGCUAAAGAUCUGAAGACGCUGAACCUCAGCAGUAACAGUCUGGAGAGUAUCGACACGGCUGCAUUUGCGGGCCUGCUGUAUCUCCGGGAGCUGGAUCUCUCCAACAACAGCCUGCAGUUUUUCCAGUAUGGCGUGCUGGAGGACCUGUACUUCCUGAAGCGUCUGUCCCUGGGGGGAAACCCCUGGCGCUGCGACUACAGCAUCCACUACCUGGUGUACUGGCUGAAGCACCACCCCGGCGUAGCGCACUCCGGCCUGGUGUGCAGCGAGCCGCAGGAGUACCUGGGCUGGCCCGUGGAGGACUAUGUGAAGACCUACAACGCCGACUGCCCCAAGGACCGGCAGGUGGGCGGCGGCAACGCGGAGCUGGACAAGGACGCGGCCAAUCAGGACACGGCACAGGAGCUGAAGGCGGAGACGGACGAGGAGGCGGUGGGGGUGCUGCCGAGCCCACUCAGGAUGCGCAAGACGUUCGAGAUCAUACGCCUCAGUUAAACACACACACACACACACACACUCAGGCCUCAGUUAAACACACACACACACACACUCACUCAGGCCUCAGUUAA